Molecule: messenger RNA, 3318 nt
Organism: Daldinia childiae
Lineage: Eukaryota; Fungi; Ascomycota; Sordariomycetes; Xylariales; Hypoxylaceae
Product: Ankyrin-2
Exons: 2
Coding region: 1-3318 (1105 amino acids)
Biological process (GO): lipid metabolic process
Molecular function (GO): protein binding
Source: RefSeq, a predicted model, not a curated record
AUGCUAAUCAUGGAGCCCAGGUUCGUUUGCACCUUUAUUAAGAACCUCCUCGCUCCUGUUCUCAUCAAGUCGUACCAAACACCCGAUGCUGUGGACGCUCAAGCGCUUGCCGGAUGUGCCAUCUGGCAAGCUGCUCGAGCGACCUCGGCUGCGGCAACUUUCUUCGACACAAUCAGAAUCGGAAAUCAGACAUUUGUUGACGGAGCCUUCGGCUGCAACAAUCCCAUUUAUGAAGUUUUUGAUGAGGCUAAGUCGAUCUGGCCUGACGCUAUUACAAAUGCGCGCGUACAAUGCAUAGUCAGCAUUGGUACUGGUCUGCUAGACCUAAAGAACUUUGGGGAUAAUGCUGUCCAGUUGGUGGAAACCCUGCAACAUAUUUCUACCGAGACAGAGAAAACGCAUAAAAGAUUCCUUGAGCACCAUGAGCAUCUUGGCGUAGGCAGCAGGUAUUUUCGAUUCAACGUUACCCAAGGCAUGUCAGACAUUAAACUUGGCGAGUCUGAGCGUCUAGACGUUAUCGAAGCAGCAGCAGAGCUCUAUCUAAACGAGCGUCUGGUCAAAGACUCGGUGAAAAUGUUUGUAUCGAGCAGGGCACCCAUGAACCCUGGGGCCGGAAAGACGAUUCUAAGUACAUCUGCAGUUGAUCUUCUUCAGAAAGACUCUGAGGUUACCGUACUAUACUAUUAUUUCUCUUUCGCGGAUAGAGAAAAUCAAAGCGUCGAGAAGUUUAAAAAAGCUCUACUAGCUCAGCUGGUGCAAUCUCUCAUCCAUGAGAAUAAGGAUAAAGGGGGAUUCUGGCACAUUCCGGUCGCCUUCCAGCGUCUGUAUAGCAACUAUCAACGACCUGAGGACCUUCCAAUAGAACGCGUCGAGGAGACAUUCUGGGAGCUACUUAAGGAGUCACCCCAAACUUACAUCGUGGUUGAUGCAUUAGAUGAGUGUUCUUGCCCAGACAACUGCGCAUCGGUUCUAAACUACCUGGACGAAUUUCGGAAGUAUCCGCAUGGCAACAAUUGUACAAUGAUAACUAGUAGGUGGCUAGAUAUGAUCGAACGGGAAAUGCAGCAUGAAACCAGGAUCAUGAUGGAAUCUGAAAAAGUUAACCGAGACAUCAAGAGCUACCUCGACCUUGAGCUAAGUUCGCGGACCUAUAAUUGGUGGACAGACGAUUUGAAAGCUCGAGUGACACAAAAGCUUAUUGAGAAAGCCGGUGGUGUCUUUCGUUGGGUUGCACUCCAAAUUAUCAACCUCCAGUCAUGCGGACGACCGGUCGAAGUAAAUAAGGCCCUUGAAGAACUGCCUGAGGGGCUUGAAGAGACAUAUAAGGUCAUGCUGACUAGGAUCCACCGUCGUCACCACCAGCCAGUAAUAUCCAUCAUCAAGUGGCUUGCCUAUUCCAAGCGGCCACUCCUUUUCAGUGAGGUCGCUGAACUUGCCGUAUUUCGGAACGAGCAAGACGCGGAGUGUGAAUCUAUUUCAUUCGAUCCGCGUGAGAGAUUUCCCAACAUCCGCAACAUUCGAUCUAUUUUGGCCGGCUUGGUUAUGGUUUCCAACGUCGACGACGAUUCUGAGAUUCUUGAAGAUAACGAUGGCAGAGUUUCCUUUUCUCAUUUUACCGUUCAAGAAUACCUGGAAGGACCACAUACCUUACCGCCUGAAUUUCACCUAGACAAGCUCGAUGCCCAUCGAUUUAUCUUAAGUUCGUCCUUAUCCUAUAUUCAUUACUAUGAACGUGUUAGUGCUCAAGUUUUUGACCUGGAAGUCAAUAAGUUGGCGGGGCACAACUUGGGCCUAGACUUCCGUUCGAAUAUUAAGUCGGGCAAUCAAUCAAAUUUGAGCGAUCACGAAGACUAUGCACGUUACAAGCCAUUUCCGCUUUUGUUAUAUGCGGCCAAAUAUUGGUGGAGACACUGUCUCGCGUGUUGCCCAACUGAUGAGGAGCUAGGUAAAACGAAGUAUGGACUUGACAGUAUAGGACCGGUACUUCAGCUUUCUAUCGAGACAGGUCUAAAUGGGAGAGGAUCUGAUCGCGUGGACCAUCCUUCACAAUUAGAAUCUCUGUUAACCUCCUCCGUCUCGUCCUUUGAGAAACAUAAGCAACGUCGCGAUUUCAAAUUCGACUGGGAUACUCCGCAUCCUUUGCAUGAAGGAGUCAAAACCAAUGACUGGAAGAUCGUCCAGAUCCUCCUCGAUGUGGGAGUUGCUAUAGACGCGAAAAAUGAUUACAGCUUGACACCUUUAGCCUCAGCGGCGCGUCAUGGAUGCACAGAAGUCGUCACAUAUCUGGUGAAGAAAGGAGCGGAUAUUGAUAUCGAUGACAAGAACUACACUGCAUCUGAUCGGACCCGAUACAUGAGUGCAAAUGCUAUGAAUUAUUGCGCCCGAUUUGUUAGCCUUGCGAACUUUCACGUCGCCCAAGCAAGACACCCGAAUCAAGGUUGGGCUCCGUUACAUUGGGCAAUUGAAAAAGGACAUAUGGACACUACUAGAAGACUAAUAGAACUUGGGGCGGACAUUCUCAAGCGCAGUUGGUGGGGCCUCACCCCUCUUGUGUUUGCCAUCAUCAAGGAACAGGAAGAUAUCGUCAAAGCAAUGAUAAAGCGCAGUGGUCCGGCGUGUGUUGCAUGGAACUACAAUUUGAAUGGCUGGCAGACACUUCACCUUGCAGCUAUUUAUAGGAAUGCAGGCAUCAUUAAUAUGCUGCUCGAAGAAGGCGCCCAGGUAAACAUAAGAGGUUCAAAUGGAAUGUCACCCUUAGAUCUCGCUGCCAUCGGGGCGCCGGCGUACUUCUUGAAAAAUAUACAAGGCGAAUUCGAUAAAGCAAGUUAUACGAGGUACAUGGCUCAGCAUAGCGUCCACAAGGGCAGUUCUUCAGCGAUCAGAUCGCUGAUUAAUGGCGGAGCAGCUAUGAAAGGUGAAAGGCCUUCUUUGCAAUCCCCUUUGCACUGGGCUGCAUUCUUUGGUCAACUAGAGAGCGCAAAGGAGCUCUUAGAUAGUAAGGCUGAGUUGGAUACUAGGAACGUAGACGACUUGACCCCCCUAGCUAUAGCGGCCUUAGAGGGACACAGUUCCGUGGUACGAGAAUUGAUUUCUCGAGGAGCCAAUGUCAAUGCAGUCGCCAAGGAUAACAAAUCACCAUUGAUACUAGCAACGGUUAUGCGACAUCCACAUGUAUUAGGACAGCUAUUAAAAGCAGGGGCAGACACUUCAAUCAAGGGCAAUGAUGGAAAGACAGCCUUGGAUAUUGCAAGAGAUGCAGGAAGCCACGACUUGGAAAAUAUGAUUACGGAUUUCGGAGUGGGACAAGAGGGUGCGUAG